Molecule: messenger RNA, 1474 nt
Organism: Penaeus chinensis
Lineage: Eukaryota; Metazoa; Arthropoda; Malacostraca; Decapoda; Penaeidae
Product: protein Mpv17-like
Exons: 4
Coding region: 128-691 (187 amino acids)
Cellular component (GO): cytoplasm; membrane
Source: RefSeq, a predicted model, not a curated record
UAAGUAGUGCGAGUCGCGCCGAGAACAUCAACAAGAGAUAAACAGCAGAAGCAACUUUCGUAAUUUUUUAAAAAUCUCUUUCUCGUUAUCCUCUGCAGGACUGACAAGUUAUCCCUUCCUCGCUAGAAUGAGCUUAAUUAGGAGGUCUUACUCGCACCUACUUCAUAAGUAUCCAAUGGCUGUUCAGUCAAUACAAGCAGGCAUACUUAUGGGAGCAGGAGAUGUCAUUUCACAGUUUGCCGUUGAAAAAAAAUCUACGAGUCAGUACGAAUGGCAACGUACAGUUCGCUUCUUAGGCCUUGGCACUUUCUUUGUGGGUCCAACAUUGAAGGUAUGGUAUGGCAUACUAGAUCGCAGAAUUGGUUCAGGGUCGACUGUGAGGGCCCUGAAGAAAGUGGCCUUUGAUCAGGGCAUCUUCGCACCUUGCUUCCUGGGGUCGUUCCUGACCGUACUGGGUGUCACGCAGGGGAAUAGUCCGCAGAAGAUAAAAGAAGAGAUUAAGAAUAACUAUGUGGAUAUUAUAUUGACUAACUGGACUGUUUGGCCAGCUGUGCAGAUCUGCAACUUUGCCUUCGUCCCUUUGCAACACCAAGUUCUUAUUGUGCAGAUAUUUGCACUCUUCUGGAACACUUAUUUAGCCUGGAAGACAAAUGCAGGAGCAAAAGAGGAGAUUAAGUUAUCAGAGGAUUGAUUUUUAUUUUAAUAUAAAGCCAUAAACUGGAAAUGUCAAAUGUCCAUUUAAAGCUGUUGUUUUAUUUUUUGAAUUGUAUCAAAAUAUAAUGCUAACAAGGUCUAUUUUUAAACUAAUUUGCUUAGCUCUUAUUGUUUUGUUUGAUAAUGUGUACACAGUAUACUGUUUAAUAUCUAAAGAUAAGAUGAUUUUCAAAUCUGCUCAAAUAUUCAGGGAAAAUUCAUCUUCGUAUAAUAAGGCAUUAAGUCAUGUGUGCUCUCUGUCAAGUGCCAUAUUUCAUCAAAUGUUUAUGGUGUGCUCUUAUCUGGUAUCCUGUACAUUUUAUCCAUCCAUAUGUUAACUUCUCAGCCACUAAAGAAUUGUUGCAUCACAGUUCAUUUUUUAUCCAGAAUAUUUAUGUGUUGGUAGACAUAAAUGGAGUAAGAAUAUUGUCACAAGAGUAAUUAUCUGUUGGGUCGUUUAUGCUGUUGUGUCACAUUUCCUAUGGUGUGGGUCUAGUCCUUGUUUUGCUCAAUGUAGAAGGUGGGCAAGGUUGUCUUUGUUAUUGCAGAAUUGUGUGUGUUAAUUUAGGCUGCUAUUCUGUGUCUUCUGUUUUGGGUUCGAUAAAUGAGUUGCGUAAGUUUUUUUUUGUUUCCAAUAUGCAUUUGUUAGUGAUUUUUAUUAUUUUUAUAUCAUGUGUGUGUGUAAGAUUAACACAUUUGUGAUGAAUGAAUUUGUUGUAUAAAAGAAAUUUACAUGAAGUAUAUGUAGAAUAUAUAUUUUUCUUGUAAAUUAUAAAUCGCA